GUUGACGUGGAUGUUGGAUGCUUGGAUGUGGAGGAGGGGUUUGCAGCACAGAGUCGGUGUGGACGUGGAAAGUGCGUGGAACUAGCUCUAGACAGUGAGGGUUACCAAUGUGUCUGCUUGUCUGGUUUCCUUGGCCGCCACUGUGAGCUCAGCUACUCAGCAUGUCAAGAUUUACUCUGUGCCAACGGAGGUCAGUGUGUCGACCGAGCACACCACGUGGAAUGCCGGUGUCCUCCAGGCUGGACAGGUCCUACCUGUCGUCAGAAUGUUAACGAAUGUACUACCCCCGUCUGCAAGAAUGGUGCGGCCUGUCGCGACCGGCCCGGAACCUACGAAUGUCUGUGCACCCCCGGUUGGACCGGCCAUGACUGCAGUGUCCCCAUUCAAAACACUACCCUUUCUCCCAUUUCUCCCUCCUCCUGCUCUUCUUCCCCCCCUCAGUCUCCUUCAGCAUGCUGGCGCCUCCAAUUGGACUGA
Hydatigera taeniaeformis is the source of this 477-nucleotide messenger RNA. Lineage: Eukaryota; Metazoa; Platyhelminthes; Cestoda; Cyclophyllidea; Taeniidae. The record is from the annotation of a GenBank genome assembly.